This is a messenger RNA of Pelobates cultripes (western spadefoot toad), 23740 nucleotides long. The record is from the annotation of a GenBank genome assembly. NCBI's taxonomy places the organism in Eukaryota, Metazoa, Chordata, Amphibia, Anura, Pelobatidae.
AUGCCUCAAAGUCAACACAAGCACCUUCAGUCCUUCCAUGGACUAUUCAGGGCAAGCAGCCAUAGCAAUGGCCAUUCUUCAAAAAUUCCAAACUAUGCCUCAACUAUCCAUCAUGGAGAUUUCUACAAUGUGCAUCAUCAAGGACUCCAUAAGUUCCACCAUGGCACUCCAUCUGUUCAUUCAGGUUCAGCUAAAUUAAAUGUCUUCUCUAAACUGUCAUCUUAUGGUCACGGAUAUGAUUCUGGAAAACAUCUAAGCCACAAUCAUGAAAGUAGCUUUAGCAGUUUUUCGAGUCACAGUGGCCACAGUGGUUGGAAGAAUGAUGGCUUGCUCAAUGUUAAUGAGAAGGAAACCAUGCAACUCCUUAACGAGAGACUGGCAUCUUACCUGGAAAAGGUCCGCUCACUGGAACAGGAAAAUGCUAACUUGGAAAAGAAGAUCUGUGAAUGGUAUGAAAAAUAUUCACAUGAAGUUCUACCUGACUUCGAACAUUAUUAUAAAACUAUUGGAGAACUUCAGAGUAAGGUAUGCUUUGAAAAUAUGUAUGCUUUUUAGCAGGGGUAGGUAACUUUUGUCAUUUCAGAUAUUGUGGACUACAUGUCCCAUAAUGCUUUUUUUACAGCCAUAAUACUGGCAAAGCAUCAGGGGAGAUGUAGUCUACAAUAUCUGGAGUACCAAAGGUUGCCUACCCCUGAUGUAUAGUAAUCUGUCCAUGUUAAAAUAAUAACUGGUUAACAAUGUUUUGUUCUGAUAAUAUUGUUGCAGAUUACAGCAUCCAAAGUGGAAAAUGCAAGAAUUGUCCUAGAGAUAGACAAUGCAGGAUUGGCUGCUGAUGACUUCAGAAACAAGUAAGUAGCUGGGCAUACUCAAAAAUGGAGAGACUAUUAAACGCUAAUACAUACUAGUUAGUAUGCAAAAGGUAGAGUGCAGAUAUUCAAAUCUACAGAAAAUGACUCAAUAUAUAAAAGAAAUUCUAGUACAUUUCCUACAUAGAUGUAUUUCUACAAGGACGUCUAUAUCUGUCUGUCACGGACGUAGGCUGCCAAGAUAGUGGGGAAAGUGUGGAAGUGAAAGGGUUAAUGACAUCAGAUCCCUGGUUACCUGUUGCUAGUCCAAGCAACCACUAAAUUAACCCCUGCAAUGCCUCCUACACUAACACCCUAGUACACAAUUUACUGCCACCACCAAGACUUUAUAUCUGGGUGUCUUAGGUUACCCCACACACAGUAGAGUUAUAGUAUUACAACCUUACUUUACUGAUCAGACAUAUUUAAUUAACCCUUUGGUAAUGUGUUUACCUGAGCUUUCCUCAGGAGAGUCAACUCAUAGAGAACAAAGACACAAGCUGAUUAAGUAAACAUUUGAUCCGACAAUAAUGAUUCACAGUGCUGUACAAAAAUACACAAAAAAUGAUAUACAGAAACACAGAUAACAAAUUGCAAAACAGUCCAUAAAAUAAAAUAGGAGAACACGAGAAAUCCUUACAUAUAUUUAUUGAUUAUAUAUCAUUCUUGUGGGAGGUUUAGAUGUUAAAAUUCUCCAAGCAGAUAUUAAAAAGAAAAUCUCUCCUUGGAUAAUCCAACAUUCUCAUUAUAUAGCUCAAGCUGGUUGUUUCUAAGUGGCCAUACCCCUGGGUGGAUCAGAGGAGUUUGGCCUCACAGUUUAUUGUCCACUCUAUUAAACUGUCCAGGGCACUAGUGUGGAUUUACCAGUAAACCAAAAUGUGCCAUUUACAGUAUACCUCUACAAUUACAUCACAUUCCUCCAAUUCUUGUGAGUUUUUAGAGAUCAAACGUGCUAACUUUAACUCCUUGGUAAGUAUCCAUUCUGGUUUCCCAUAGCAGGCCCAUCUUCCACUUGGCAUGUUUGGUACCAAACAAAUGGAUAUAACCUGGGCAAUCUGAAAAUAUAUUCAUAUUGGGCCUUCUCAUAAUAUAUAUAUACAUGUUCUCAAUAUUUCCUUACAUGAUGUUGUCCUUUGAAAAACCCAAAGUCAGAGUAUAUGCACCAAUACCUUUUAUGAUGCCCUAUGUCCAACUCUGGUGAUGGUUAUCUAGAAUUUACAUUUUAUGGCUUAGGCCUGGUGUUAGAUCACAGCCUACAAUAAAUGUUAUCCCGGCAUGUACAACUCAUAACCCAAAAAUCAUGCUUUGGCAUGACACCAUCCAAAAGUAAAAACUGAAUAUUUUUCACUGUUAUAGCUCUUUUGUCAAAAUUAAAAGAAGCAGAUAAAUGUCUCAUUUAUACAUUUAUGCCCUUUAUUUAAUAAAGAUAACAAAAAGUGAAACGUUGGCAAAGAGAGAAAAGAGAAAAUACUAAAUAAUCAAAAACUAUAAAAUGUGAAAAAAAUUCCAAGGAGGUCUUAAAUAAGAGUUUCCUAUUUAACAUAAUGGAUUUAAUAGAUGCUGUACCACAUUAAACCAAAGGGUGGCUCUGCCUUAUUGUAUACAUAGGAUAACUACGGUAUGGAUAUAAUAGUACCAAACAGAUAGAAAUGUAUUCUACAAUGCUUUCUCCUGGAAUUUCUGGAUUACAUAUAUUACGUUACAGAUAUGAAUUAUAAUAUUAAGUUACAGGUCUGAAAAGUGGUAAUGGUGUUCACUAGAUUUGUGUACGGUGAAAAAAAUUCAGUUUGACCAAAUCAUUUUUUUCAAAAAUUUUAUUUAGCUUGGGAUCUUGACGAUUUGGCUCAUCCAAAUAUCGUCCAUGAAAAUUUUUUAGGAAAAUGAUUGAGAUGAACAAAAUAUUGUACGGAAAUUUGCCAAUCACUGUACUGCUGAUAUAUACAUAAUAUAUUGAUUCUAAGAUCAAGUAAGAAAAAGUCACAUUUAUUAUUUAAUAUGUUAGAUUUAUUUGUUUAUUUGAAUGCUCCCUUUUUUAUGCUAUUGGUUACUUCUUACUUGAUCUGUGAAUAAAAUCCACAUUUAAUGGCUGCCCUCCAGGAUGUUUUUGCUUGGUUAUAUGUUCAUAUGGCACUUUAGAGAUAUGGAAUUCGGCCAAACCAACAAUCAGCCUCAAUUCUUAUGAAUUGCAAUUCAGCUGAAAUCAAAUGCACACGUUUAGUGCUUAUGUUUAAUUUAACUGAGGAGAAAAUUUAAUUCUUGAUGUCCCCAUGCUUAUUGUCUUCGUGAUUAACUACAUAUUUUUUUAUUAGUCAAACAUUUUAAAAAAUAACUUUGAAAAACAAAUUAGGUUUCAAUUGUGCAUUCUGGAUUGCUUGUGUUAAUAUAGGUAUGAGAUGGAAUGUACGCUGAGGAGCAACAUUGAAGCAGAUGUGAAUGGUCUUCGUAGAAUUCUAGAAGGACUAGCCAUUGAGAGAAAUGACCUAGAGAUGCAAGUUCAGAACCUUCAGGAAGAACUACAGCAGAUGAAGAAAACUCAUGAAGAGGUAUUUACCACGAAAUACUAAGUGAAUAUGAUAUAGUCUGUAGUAAAAAAAUGCACUUCUCAUAUAUACCUUAUGACAAUGCAGGAAGUGACGAGUUUACGUACUCAGCUGGGAGCCAGGAUCAAUGUGCAAGUGGAUGCUGCCCCAUCUGUGGAUCUUAAUAGAGCUCUGUCUGAUGUCCGGGAACAGUAUGAAAACUUGAUGGAGAGAAAUCUGAGGGAGGUUGAGAGCAUGUUUCUUACAAGGGUAAGAUAGAAUAUUAAAGCAAAUUCAGUUUCAAUAGUAUGUAUUAAUGGAUAAGUCCCAUAUUUUUUUUUACAUAUAUUUUAAUGGUUAACAAUUUGCUCCGACAGAGUGAAGAGUUGAAUCGUCAGGUGGAAUCUGGUUCAGAGCAGCUACAGUCUGUCCAGACGGAUCUCAUUGAUUUAAAACGUUGUAUACAAACUCUGGGGAUUGAACUGAAGAGCCAGCAGAGCCUGGUAUGAUUUGGCAUCCUCUCUACCUACCCUAGUGUUUAUGUAUAUUAAUAGAUAAUCAACAGAAUGAUUGGUUUAAUGCAUCACUUUAAAUAAAGUAGACCUUGAAGUUCAACUAUACGCCUAGUUGAGUGACCUGAACUAUGGAUAUACUUUUGUGUUCCUAAGAUAUCCUCCUUCCAAUAGACAGAAAUAUAACAAUUGCAUUGUUAGUUAUAGCCUAGUUUAAUAUUCUGGAAAUAUUUAUUUGACUUAUGUCACUUUAGUUUCAUUAUCUUCAAUUUCUACCUUUGUUUCAUCCCUUAAUUCCAGAAAUCAGCUCUUGAGCGCACCUUGGCUGAGACAGAGGGAAGCUUCCAAUCUCAGCUCAAUCAGUUACAACAUAUGAUAGACAAUGUGGAAGAACAACUAGUUCAAACACGAUCUGAUCUAGAACGUCAAAUUCAUGAAUAUAAAAUACUAAUGAAUCACAAGGCACUUCUGGAGAUGGAGAUCGCCACUUAUAAAUCCCUGAUGGAGGGUCAUGACAUACAGUAUGUAUAUUGUGGGCAAUUAAUUAAAUAAAUUCACAGUAGACAAGUAUUAGAUGAAUGGAGGACUGUGUACCGUUAUUAUUAUUUAUAUUAAAUUGCACAAGGUAUAAGUCCAGAAAAUAUUCUGUAACCCUUAAAUAGGUGUAGUUCAAUCUAGAAAUUAAAGUCAAAUUGCUCAAUAUUUAGUUACAGAUAAUGCACAUUUAUGGAAUUCAUGCUAUUAUAAGUAGUGCCAUAGUAAGUGUGAGCAUUUUGUGGUAUAGAAUAGAUUAUGUUAUAUUUCACAUAAAAAUAGAGAUGUUGUGUGAUAAGAUAGCCAAUGGUUUAGAGUUAUUCUCUAUAAUGGGAACUGUGUAGAAUUGAAAUUAAUAUUGCAAAGUUUUAGCCAAAUAAGUAAAUUGGAUAUUUUUUAAUUCGACUAUUAUGACUUACAUUUUUCAACUAUAUUGUCAGUUCUGCAUAAUUCCCAAUUUAGUGAUUAAAGGGACACUGUAGGCAAUUUUUCUGCAUCAACUCAUUAACCUGGUUAUUGUAUCUGGAAUACUCCAAGGUCAUCCUAUCAUUAAACAGUUAACUGCGUUAAACGGUUUUUAAUGUUUUUAUGUUUUAAUACUAAAUGAGAGUUCCCAGCAGCCCAACCCUUCUGUGCUGCUUUGACUAAUGAGGAAGUAUUAGCGUGAGCAGCAAUGGACAGCUGUGAUUGGGUAAGAGUGUCAGCUGACUGAUGUUAGCCUAUCAGAUCUCCCAUUGUAAAUACGAAUUGGUAUAGAUACAAGGAAGUGUGUAAUCAAGGCCUUAGCCACACCUCUAGUUUUUGCCAGGGACCUUUAUUUUUUGUUAAACUACUUAAAAAUGGUUUGUUUAACAUUGAAUGUAGGGACAGUGUCAGAUGACUCCACGGACUAUAAUCAUUUCAAAGAGAUGAAAUGGUUAUAGUCACUGCAGUGUCCCUUUAACCACCAUUACUUCAAGAACUGUCAAUCAAUAAAUUGAAUUUGCAUACCCUUAGAGAAAGUAACGACAUCUUUGACACCAUCAAAACAAUGGGGGCUAACUAUAAAAGUGUUGUGUUCUCAUGAGUAUUCAAAACUACUAAAAGUGGCCAUGGAAACCAGUGGAAUCAUCAGGCACUUUGCAUUGAUGAAUGCUCCCCUUUUCCUUAUUUGUACCACUUUUCAGAACAAACAUACUUUAUUGCUAAAAAUUGCUUUAAUACAAUACAAAAUUAGUGAUACAAUUGCAGUGCUAAUUGGUGGUCCUUUAACCCCUUAAGGACCAAACUUCUGGAAUAAAAGGGAAUCGUGACAUGUCACACAUUUCAUGGGUCCUUAAGGGCUUAAGGUCUGAUUUAAGAUGCUCUUUAAAUAUUUGUGACUUGUAAGAUGUUUUAUUUCCUUGCAGCGUCCCAGAAAACAAACACAAAAUGAUGAAAGAAAGUAAGUACUUAUAUUAUGCAAUGAUAGGUUAUUACAGUAAAGUCACAGAGCUGUUUUUAGCUACAAAGCACUUCAGCUUUUCAAGUACACACAAUAAAUACUAUGAAUAUAAUAUUAAUGUUUUCAAAUACUUUAACAUUUUUUAUUUUUUUUUAAGUUGUGAAAUCUUUUUAAGUCAAGAUGUUUGUGAAGAAUUACACAUUACAUUCUCUAGGUUUAAGUGUGCAGGCAAGUAGUUAAAGGCAAAAGGACAUUAAUAAAAUAAACAGCAUUCAGAACAUAUACAUCCUAAUGCUUUAUGACAAGAUGUAAGUACAGACAGAAAAGUCGCAUAAAAGUUUGAUGCGUAAACAUUGCUGAGUAAAGAGCAAUAUUCGUUAUUUCAUUACGUGUUAGCUAUUUUCCUGUUAUUCUGGAAUGGUUUUGAAUAUGAAAUAUAUAGUUUAAGGUGAACUCUAAACACUAUAACCACUGUAACCCAGUGUAGUGGUUAUGGUGCAAAAAGGCUAUAGGCGCUGCUUGGAGUAGUUUGACAAAAGGCAGGGCUCUUCGCAUAGCCUGAACCUUCUCCAGAUGGACUGAUAAGGUUUUUAUCGACAAUGCAAUAUUAUUAAUGGUAAUUCUAUCCUACCUGGAUGGAAAUUAUCGGCUGAGAGUAGUGAGAAAAACAGUGUUCUCAGCCAAUCAGCCAAUCAGAAAUUAUAUUCAUAAUGCUGAAGUCUAAAUUUGGAGAUAUUAGUACAGCUGUAUACUGGGUGAGUAAUUGGUGCUGGGAAGAGCCCUAUUUCUUUUUGUUAAAAAUGGUUUGACAAAAAAGUGGGACAGGGCCCUUAGCCUUUUUGUACAAUAAUCACUACAUUGAGCUAUAAUGGUUAUGGUACCUAGACUGUCUCUUUAAGUACACAUAAUUUAGAGCGUUAACUCUUAUCUCCAGGGUCCUACAUGUUCAGAGGCGUAACUAGACAAUUGGCCUGGGGACCCUCCCAUACGUCUACCCCCGCAAUCCCUCCAUACAUCUAUCCUCCCCCUUCCAUACGCCCCCCCACACACAUGCAGACAAACAGAUACACAUACAGGCACACACAUAGACACACACACACACACACACAUAUGCAGAGACACACACAUACAUACAGGCUCACAUACAUACAAACACACACACAUACAUACAAACACACACACACACACAUACUAACACACAUACAUACAUACAUACAUACAUACAGACACAUACAUACAAACACACACACAUAUACAGACACAUAGACAGACAUACACACACACACAACUACAUACAGACACACACAUACAAACACACAUACACACACACACACACACAAACACACAGACACAGACAGACAGACUUGGGCCACCCGAUGGACCCCUUCGGCCAGGGCCGCGUUACAUAGCCGGCAGGUACCGCAGUCGCAGGGGUCCGCAGGGCAGCCGAAGCCCCUGGAGUGAUGGGCCUGGUUGCAGCUGCAACCCCUGCUACCGCGGUAGUUCCGCCACUGUACAUGUUUUAGAUUGCAUCUCGAUGAAUACAGGUGGAAUACAAAAAUACUUUACUUUUAACGUGUGAAAUGGCUGCUCAGGAAUAUGGGUUUUAUUAGACUUCAGUUUCAAACCUACUAUAUGUCUUUGUUUUUCUUUUUUGUAGUGUCCAUUAGCAAUGCAAAGCAGCAUGUGACUACCCACCAUGAUCUUGAACAUGAGAAAGCUGUGCCUUCUCCAGAGCAUGAAAUGCAGAACAAGUGAUAACGCAAAAGACAUUUAAGCUUGCGUAGAAUAGAUAGAUGAUACAAAGCAUUGCUUAAAGAUGAAAUUAGUACAUCCAUGUUGAGUCUUUUGUUUCACUCUCCAGCUAACCUUUACUUACUCUGUAGAAUCUGUCAAACAAUAUGGACUGCAAGCAACUGCAUUGGGUAAAAAAUCUUUAGUGUGGGAAUCGAUUCUGUUUUGGGUUUUCAUUUAAAUAAAAACUACAACACAGCUGAAGCUUCUUAAAGUGAUUUCAAAAACUUUGAUAUUUAGGAGGGAUAUCAGUUUGUAUAUCAAAUCUAGUGAUGCAAUCUCUUGCUCUAUUAAUGGACCGCUAGAACCUGCCACAGGCUCUUGUGUGUGAUUAAAGUUCAACUAACAAUCUUCUAAAGUAAACACACUGUGCUGAAGAGAUGAUUUAAAAGGAUACCAUUUUUUUUUUCAUGCAGACUGUGUGGGUCACCGCCAGGGGAGGAGUAGCUAGUAUUGCAUAAACAGAAACAAUGGUGAUUUUACUCCUAAAUGGCAAAAUAGGAGUACUGUGCAGUGAGACUUCAUGGGCAUGAUCUAUACACCAAAACUGCUUCAUUAAACUAAAGUUGUUUUGGUUCUUAGAGUGUCCCUUGAAACAUGUAUUAGGUAUUCAAAAUAAGUUAUUAGACUAUUAAACAGUGAUUAUCUAUCUGAUAAAAUGCACCUUAAAGGGACACUAUAAUAACCAGAACAACAAAAGCCUAAUGUAGUUUUUCUGGUGUGUAGAGGCUCCAGUAAGUGUUUUUAAAUUACUGCCCAGUCACACCUCUAGUGGCAGAAUGUUCAUGCCAUAAACUUAGUAAAUGCUACAUUAGAUAUGACCACCAUAAAGUGGUAUUAUGGCCAUGCAGCAGUCCAUAUCCAUGUGAGCCCUCAUUCAUGUUCUACAAGCUGUGUCAGAGUCAGAUUUAACAUGGCAUGUGCAAAAUGUAAAUUAAAUAAUGAAUAGAAGCAAAUUAAAGAAAACAAAAAGCAUGGGUGUCAGAUGAAGCAAGGGACUAGAAGCAACUCUCCAUUAAGUCACAAAUCAUAUAUGUAAAAACUUGCGGUUUUGAUUUAAAUAGGGAAGGUCGUCUGAAAAAAAAUGCCUGUUUGUCUGUAGAGCUGAGUGAAAGAGUUAAGUAAUCAGGUGAUUAAAGAAAGAGCUAACUCAGCCCCCAAAAAAUUAUUUUUAGACAGACAGACAGAUAGAUAGACAGAUAGAUAGAUAGAUAGACAGACAGACAGACAGACAGAUAGAUAUAUAUACUAGCACUCUGGGUUUCCAAAUAACGUCCUUACUUUAUUAAAAUACAAAAUUCCAUAGAUUGACAUUUCACUUCCAAUACGGAACUUUCCAUAUAUCUAUGACAUGAAAUAAAUAUAUUAUAGAAAAUUCCACAAGUAAUUUGAUUCGGGGGAUAGAAAACUACGAAAAAGGUUUGGAUGUUUUUUUCAAAUAAAUGGAUGACAUUGUGAAGUUAAACUAAUGGGCCGACCAUAAAAGUGUAAGAAAAUGGUGAUGGAUGGUUGAAGUGAAUUAGCCAAUCAGAAGGCAGCAUAUCUGUAAAACAUUUUUUAUAGGUUCCAAACCUUUUUUUUUUGUCUGUUUUUUUUUUUAAAUCUGCCUGCUAAUACCAGUCAUCGUUAAUGUCCUAACGUUAAUGUAUUAGUUUAACCCCACACUACUCCUCUCUACCAUUUUGAUUGACAGUGACAAUGUGGCGUAGGAUGGUAUCUAGUGUUUCCUAAAUAAUUUAAAUCAAAUCUGGCUGGAGAGUAUCCAGAAAUUAUUAGCAACAUGAUCUGAAUUAUAGCAGCUACGUUACUUUGAGUAUCCCUUUGAAUAUAUCCAGUAAUAUGCCUCACUGUUUUUUAAAUAUAUGUACACCUCAAUUUACCCAGCAUAUGUUCCUCUUCAAUAGGUAAUAAGGGCUGUACAAAUAGAAGAAAAGAUCAACCACUUUGAUCUCUGUACAUUAUUAAACGUAGCCACUUUACAGGAGCUUUUGUAUUGCUUGAUAAAUCAUAAUUCAAAGGAUCUUAAAUGGUGUCACAUUCUUGGUUCUCUAUGCCAGUGUUUAUCAACCUUUUAUGAAGAAGUACCCCUCCAGGUCUAACACAAAUUCCUAAAUGUAGACACUGAUAUUUAAGUUAAUCUCAUAUUAUUGUUAAAAUAAAUAUGAAAUAAUGUGAAUAUUGUGUAUUUAAGGAGGAGUGAACUAAUAAUCUGAAGUAAAAAAGUCACAAAAUUCAAAUAUAAUACACACAUAAUAGGUACACACAGAGGACACUGACACACACACAUUUACACAUGGAGGACACUGACACUUAGUUACACACAGAGGACACUGACACACAUUUACACACAGAGGACACUGACACAUAUUUACACACAGAUUACACUGACACACACACAUUUACACACAGAGGACACUGACACACACAGGAUACGGACAUACAAACACACACACACACACAGAGGACACUGACCCACACGCAUUUACACCCAGAGAACACUAUCACACACAGUUGCAUACAGAGGAUAUGACACACACAUAUGUACACACACAUAUGUACACACACAUAUGACACUGACACACACACAGAUGACACUAACACACACAUACACACAUAGUAAAUGAUACAUACACACACAUUUACACACAAAUGACACUGACACAUACACACACAUUUACACACAGAGGACACUGACACACAUAUGCACAUCUACACAUGGAGGACACUGACACACACACUCACUGACAGACACACUCUCACUGAUUUGAAACACACUGAAAGCCACACCUACUGACACACCACACAUAUUCAAUGACACACACUCUUACUGACACACACAUUCACCUUCAGAGCGUCACACUCACUGAUAGUCCCAUUCACUGAUUUGACACACACUAACAGACACACUCUCACUGAUAUUUGACCAACACUGACUAGACACACAUUAAAAAAAGAAAAAUAAGAAGGUCACUUUUGACUUGAUCAGGUUGCCCCUUUGAGAGUUUAGGCAACAAUAAUUUUUGGUUGCUGUUUCCAAUAUUUUCUUUUUUUUUUUUUUUUUAUAUGACAAUUGUAGCAUUGAUUGAAUAGCAUUGUUUUCUUUUCAGACACCUGUUGCAGUUACCUACUAAUGAGGAUAACGUUAUUGUUGGUUGAUGCGCAGUCUUUUAAUAAUACAUUCUUUGAAGUAAAUUAAGUUCUUUGAUGUGGAUAUUUUAACUAGUCAAUUCAAUCUAGUUCUAGCAUGAGAAGGGAAACUAUUCUGCCUUAUUAAGUAUGCUGUCUCAGAUAUACCACUUUUUAAUUCCCUGAAAGCAGUGUAUACGUGAAGUACCACUAAACAUGACUAAUAAAAAUUAAUAAGAAAAACAUCCAUGCACUAUGCUAUGCAAAUUAAAAGCAAAUCUAUAGUUAAACACAUUUAAAAUUUUAUUAACCAAAUGCUUUUCAUGUAUACCAUGUUUUUAUACCCCAGGUAUUGAUGUAGCUAGAGAUGAGGUAUGUAAGAUCAGAAUGGUUUCAGUCAUUUUGAAGUUGUAUGCUACAGCAAUACUUUCGUACACUUUAUCUUCGUUAUCUUGUUUUCUUGUUUUGUAGUUUUAUAGUUAUGAGAUAAACAAUACUGUGAUGGACUGCCUGGCACCCUGACUGGGUACCUCUGUCAAGCUCGCUCCCUAACUCUUCUCUGGGACACAGGAGUGCUUCUACCCCUAGCUGCUGCAGGUUGGCUGGGGUCUCUCCAUCGCUUCCCAUCCUGGAACAGCUUCAGGUGAUUUAGUUCUCCUGCAGAGAGUAUAGCUGAUCCACCCAAACACUAGCCUAGACUGAGUGAAGGGUGUAAAGGAAUUGGUUUAUUAUGGACAAGUUGCCUGCUUUAUACACAGCCUUCAGCAUGGGUCUCCAUUUAAUAUAAGACAAGCCCCUCCCAUAAAUUGCUGUGCCUGGGAGAUAAUUGCAUUAAAGACCAGUGUUUUUCCUCUGUUGUUUCGUGUGGUUCCUCUUUGGCCGUUUGGGAGACUCUAUACGAACAGAAUCCCUUCGUCUCCCGAACGAGGACCACACCUGUGCCCCAUUAGAACGUUGACACCAACCACUUAAGUGCGAAACCGCAAAGGGAAACAAUUAAUGAGUGCUUCCCCUGCAUGGCCACCAUUUUGAAUAACUGAACACGUGGUAGAGAGAAUGAUGGCCAUCUUGUCUCCCGAACGUGGGUAGCGGUACUUGGUUGUCGAGUGCCUGGAACUCUUUUUGGCUAGACACUCGUGCAAACACCAGUAAACCUUAGACCGCUGCCCGUUCUAGUUCCCGACCACCUACACGAACAAUGUUCGGAUAUAUGGAGAUAUGAACUACCGGACAGAGGGAGCAUUCGUAUACUGAAAAUAAGAGAUUCCCUUGUAUGGUGUUCACACUGGAACCUCAUGAACUGAGACCGGCUAGGGCAACUAUUUCUCUGGAACUCAGAUAUGUGAGGGAGUGGAAUUUUUGGUGCUUGUACUUUGCAUGUGUGGCAGCUUUGGCUCCCCUAACCAGAGUCUCUUCUUUCUGGAGUUGUAGUUGAUAUGGAACUAUUAUGGGCUCGCGCCUCAUGUCUGACUGGUCAAAAGUUAACCCCGGUGGCAUUCCAGUUCUGCCGAACCAAUCUGAGUGAUUCUUGGAUAUGUUGGACACUCGGAUUGGGGCUAUUGGAGAAUGUACUUUUUGUGGGGUUCCUGGGUAUGGUUUAGGUAUUUUUAAGGUACAGGAUAUUUUGUUGGAUUUUCUGUACCUAGGAGAUAAUUAAAUUAGAUGAGUUUUCUCAGAAAAUUAUCUCUCAGACACAGAAGAUCCUGGUAUUGAAAACCCUGCAUUAUUGUAUGUGAAACCCCUUGCAUGGAACUGGGCAUAAAAGUCAUGUAUGUGACAAACUUCAGUUGUACUCCCAGAACUGUGUAUCGUCUAGUCUCUGGGGAGGAGGUGGGAUAUUCUUUGACUGUUUUAUUGUUCCUAGUUAUACUUUGGUGGAUCCAGCGGAGAAGAGUCCCAGCUAGGACUAAGGCUCUGCUACACCCCUAUGCUGCAUGAAUCUGAGCGCUAUCUGGAGAUCUCAGAUCAGGGCUAUUUAGGGAUGUAUUAUGUGGAGUUAUUAUGCCUCCUGAGUGAUGGCAUACCUGAGUGAUGGCACUGCCUUUACCCGACCAUAGUUCUGUAUAUCCUCGUCAAGGACUGUGCGGCAGGCUUCCGCUGCCCUCCCUGACAGCCUGCAUGGUCAACAGGGGCACCCAGUCUUCCGGACUGAUCCUAUGUAGGGCACAUUGUCUCUCAAAGUCUUGGAGAAAGGCAUCAAUAUCUUUUUCCGCCUCUACAAAGUUUUUAAAUGCACCAUAAGGUAUUUUGGGCUUACCCUCUGGUACCACUGUCACUGGCUGGGUCCGUUUGGGGGUUUGCUGUUCUUUCUGUUUCAGAACAAACUUCUGGACCUCCAACAUGGUUCAGGCAAUAAUAUUGUUCAGCAGUUCUCUUUGAAAAUCCGUCAUCAUUUCCCGUUCGUGCUGAAUCGAAGCACCGUCCGUUCGGUAUUCUGCCAUCAGUUCGGCAAUGAGGGUGGCCUUCUUUUUGUUACUUGUUGCUAUCUCUCUUGCCUCCAGAAGAUCCUUUAGUGUGGACCAUUUCAGGUCAGAUUAGUUCAUCUCCAUCCAGGGUCCAUCUGCUACUGCUAUCCACUGGCUCUUGUUUCUCUGUGGGUUCUGGAUCCCGACGCUGCCAACCAAAGUAGCGGAGCCCUAGUCCUAGCAGGGACACUUGUCCACUGGAUCCACCAAAGUAUAACCAGGAGCAAUAAAAAGCCAAAGAAUAUCCCACCUCCUCCCCAAAGACUGGAUACACAGUUCUGGGAGUACAACUGAAGUUUAUUGCCACAUACAUGGCUUUUAUGCCCAGUCACAUGCAAGGGUUUUCACAUACAAUAAUGCAGGAUUUUCAGUCCCAGGAUCCUCUGUGCCUGAGAGAUAAUUGCCUGAGAAAACUCAUCUAAUUUAAUUAUCUCCCAGGUACAGAAAAUCCAACAAAAUAUCCUGUACUCCAAAAGUACCUCAACCAUACCCAGGAACCCCACAAAAAGUACAUUCCCCAAUAGAUCAGGGUGGUGCAGUAGACAUUGCUUACCUAGAUUUCAGUAAGGCUUUUGACACUGUUGCACAUAGAAGGCUUAUCAAUAAACUGCAAUCUUUAAGUUUGGAUUCCAAUAUUGUUGAAUGGGUAAGGCAGUGGCUGAGUGACAGGCAACAGAGGGUUGUAGUCAAUGGAAUAUAUUCGAAGCUUGGACUUGUCACCAGUGGGGUACCUCAGGGAUCUGUACUUGGACCCAUUCUCUUUAAUAUUUUUAUUAGUGAUAUUGCAGAAGGUCUUGAUGGUAAGGUAUGUCUUUUUGCUGAUGAUACUAAGAUAUGUAACAGGGUUGAUGUUCCAGGAGGGAUAAGCCAAAUGACAAAUGAUUUAGGUAAACUAGAAAAAUGGUCAGAAUUGUGGCAACUGACAUUUAAUGUGGAUAAGUGCAAGAUAAUGCAUCUUGGACGUAAAAACCCAAGGGCAGAGUACAGAAUAUUUGAUAGAGUCCUAACCUCAACAUCUGAGGAAAAGAAUUUAGGGGUGAUUAUUUCUGAUGACUUAAAGGUAGGCAGAUAAUGUAAAAGAGCAGCAGGAAAUGCUAGCAGAAUGCUUGGUUGUAUAGGGAGAGGUAUUAGCAGUAGAAAGAGGGAAGCGCUCAUGCCAUUGUACAGAACACUGGUCAGACCUCACUUGGAGUAUUCUACACAGUACUGGAGACCGUAUCUUCAGAAGGAUAUUGAUACCUUAGAGAGAGUUCAGAGAAGGGCUACUAAACUGGUUCAUGGAUUGCGGGAUAAAACUUACCAGGAAAUUUUAAAGGAUCUUAACAUGCAUAACUUGAAGGAAAGACGAGACAGGGAGGAUAUGAUAGAAACAUUUAAAUACAUAAAGAGAAUCAACACAGUAAAGGAGGAGACUAUAUUUAAAAGAAGAAAAACUACCACAACAAUAGGACAUAGUCUUAAAUUAGAGGGACAAAGGCUUAAAAAUAAUAUCAGGAAGUAUUACUUUACUGAGAGGGUAGUGGAUGCAUGGAAUAGCCUUCCAGCUGAAGAGGUAGAGGUUAACACAGUUAAAGAGUUUAAGCAUGCAUGGGAUAGGCAUAAGGCUAUCCUAACUAUAAGAUAAGGCCAGGGACUAAUGAAAGUAUUUAGAAAAUUGGGAAGACUAGAUGGGAAUAGUGUCUGGCGAGCGUCUAUUCCGCUACAAGGGGAAACGUCACCGUGUUAAAGUUCUGACUGGCCACACACGUGGUCCUGUGCCCAAAACAGUUCCAGGGCAUUUUGUGCUUUGGCAUGUCAAUUUUCGGGAGCUCCUGCAGCCUCAAUAUAGGGUGCUGUGGUCUGGGUCUCUGGUAGCGUUUGUUCCUCUUAGUCUCAGGCGCCUUCCCUCCUAGCGGAUUUCAAAGUGGUUCAAAACCGCGAACCAAGUUGUCUGAAAACCACAUGGUCACCUCAUGCUGAAAACAGUUUCAUAACAUUCAUGGCUAAGUCCCGCUGAAGUGCCCGGGAACCCACAAAGUCCUCAUGCUGAAAUUAUUUCCAUAGCGAUCGCGGCUAAGUACCGCUGAGGACUAUUCGUGGGUUUGGUUCAUGCGAACGGCCACCAGAGAGCCAGCAUUUGGUUUCAUUCUCAUGUAAGGAAAGUGCCGAACCAGGGGCACCCAGGGCAAGUUGCUAAUGGCGGCUGGGGAAGUUUAACUCCCAAACAGGGUCUUUGUAUAUGGCCCAUAGUCCUUGAGCAGGAGGCUAUCUAGCAGGCUCCUUCAGGAGCUCAUGGCAUAGGCAUGUUUGCCACAAAUACAUUCUGAAAGACUAUGUUUGGUGUAGAAAACUUAAUACAAUGAUUGCCUGCUUCAAUGCAACUAUACCUGUGACCUUUCCUCUGUUUACAUAAAGGGAUUCUAUAGUGUUAGGAAUACACGCCCCUCCCUCCCUCUUUGCCAACCCCUUUGAUACAUAAAGAGUUAAAAACUCUUUAUUGACUUAAUAGAUUCCAGCAUCAAUGUCCCUUCGCACUGGGUUGGCUCUCCUUCAACGUCAUCCAAAAGGGUCCUAAUGUGCAUGUGCGAAGAGCACUGCAAGCCCAUUGGGCCCUAUUUGCUUAAAUGCUUUUCUGUAGAGAUUUCACUGCAGAGUGUGAGAAUGUCCAGCAUCAGUUAGGCGACCUAGAAUCUGGUUAAGUCCUAUAAGCACCUCUAGUGGCUGUCAGUUUCUCUAAAACUGCAAUGUUUUACAUUGCAGGACUAAGGACAAUAGGGACACUGUACCCAGACCAUUUCAAUGAGCUGAAGUGGUCCAAAUGCCUACAGUGUCCCUUUAGCCUACCUAAUGAACCUACCUGUGUAUAUGUACAUUCUCUGUUGUCUCAAAUAGAAUAUGUGUCUUUGUCCUCACUGAGUUUAUUUUUGUGUAUGCGAGGGAUCCAAGGAGGGUUACUUAGGUUUUUUACUUGCACAGACAGUUGGACAGUUAUAAUCUCUUGAGCCAUUUCAUUUUGGUACCUUGUUUGGAAUUUUGACUUUGUAGAGUUUAGCCAACAUAUGCAACAAAGAACAGUUGCUGGACUUUCAUGUCACCCAUUCAAGAACCAGAGCCACCCUAAAAGAGAUCCCCUAUAUUCUAUAACUCAACAUCCAUGACAUGGAACAAAUAAGUCACUUCCCAAAACAAUCACAGCAUAGCUUGAGUGUAUCACUAAAAGGACUGUAAGAUUUCACUGCAAUUACAAAUGUGACGCAUGCUGCAAAUAAUUCUAACUAAAUGAACACUUGUGGCACUAUGAAUUAUACCAAUUGCUGUAGUGAAUGUUAUUAUGGGUUAAAAUACAUAACAUAAAACAAUUAACUUGCGAUAAACAUAAUACUCACAAACUAAUAAGCCAAUCAGCUAAAAUAGUCUGAUGGGCUUUAAAAAAAAAUAAUAAUCUUACCCUUAGCAACACGCCAUGACAAUUGACAAUUACAUUUAAAAAAACAAUCAAUAAUAAAUAUUACAUAUGUAACAUAUAAAUUAGAUUCUUUACAAAUAUUUUCUUGGCGUUUUACUAUUAAUAAAAAAAUUAAUACAAUUUUAAAAAAUAACAUAAAUAAAAAUCAAUAUAAUAAAUAAAACAAAAAGGGGAGAUUGGUGGCACAGUGAUUUAGGUUAAGCAACAACGAUGCUUCCAGAUUCACCAACAUGGGUUACAGAAGUGCAGAGUAAACCCCCCCUUAGAUAUAUUUGUUUUUUGCGACAUUUUAGCAACUUGUGCCCAAUGAACCCAGAGCCACAAGAUGUUCUAAAACACAAACCUCCAGUUUCCAGGCCAAUAGCCUUGCAGUAACAAGGUGUAAAGAUUCUACAGCCAUCCUGAAACCAGUUCGCAUUAACCCUAUAGUUGCCCUAACCAUACAGAGCUUCAUAAUUUGCUUAUGAACUUAUAGCCCAUUGCUUUUCCCAUGUGAUAGUUCUUACACAUCAGUCUACUCUUUGGGCUAGUUUGUGGGCCCAAAGAACUUCUAACAUUUGGCUUUAAAUGAAUUCAACAUUGUGCUUAAAAUCUCAAAUACUUUGCAUAAACAUAGAAUCUCCCAAAAACAAGGUUUUUAUAUUUUCUAAUAUCAUUUAUGCAGGUGGCGUGCCUUUACUAACGCAAGGCAUUUGCAAGAAUACUUGGAAACAGCACAUUUUGGUAUUUAAAGAUCUAAAUUAUCUGCCACUUUCCUUUCAUGCUUCAAUGAUGCUGCAUUUCAAUGUUUUUAAGGUGUGGUAAUGACUAUAGAGCUUUGCUAUAAAUCUGGAAGCACUCCCUCCUCCCUGUGAUCUUUUUUAGGGAAACCAACAAAUGUCUCUCAUAUGAGAAAGAUCAACAAUACAAUGAAAAGAAAUAAAAUGUCUGUGAAUGCCCAAUAAAAUUAUUUUAUUUUCUUCAACGCCCGCUGAACUACAUAUAAAAGAGGAACCACAGGCAGUGAGCAUUUGUACAUCAAUUGACAUUGUAAUCUAUACAGCCAAUUGUCUCCCAUCUCUUCUUCAACAUGAGCCACGGAAUAAAGUCAACAUCAGGAUCCCUGAAAGGAACCAGUCAUGUUGGUGGCCACUGUUCCAAGAUUUCAAGCCAUGUGUCUACCGUUCAUCAUGGAGGAUCUCAUAAAGUCAUUCAUGGAGGCUCACAUAAAGUACACAGUGGAGGAUCAAACCUGUCUCUCGGAGGAUUAAAUUUAGGACAUCAUAGUGGUCACUUCAGAGCCCCAAGUGUCCAUGGUGGAUCAGGAGGUAAAGGUAUCUCUAUUUCCAAACACAGCCAUGGGCAUAGCUCUGGAAGUCUACAUGGUGGAAAUAGUCAUGGUGGCCAUUUUAGCAGCUUCGCAAGCCAUGGUGGUUGGAAGAAUGAUGGGAUGUUCAGUGUUAAUGAGAAAGAAACCAUGCAGCUUCUGAAUGAUCGACUGGCUUCCUAUCUGGAGAAAGUACGCUCACUUGAGCAAGAAAAUGCCCAACUGGAGAGGAAUAUCCGAGAGUGGUAUGAGAAACAUCAACCCAGUGCUUUCCCUGACUUCAGCAACUUCUUUAGAACCAUUCAGGACCUUCAGUGUCAGGUGAGAUAAAAUUUAAAUGUUUGCGCUUAAAAUAUUUAUUAAACACAUAUUAAACAAAUAAGUACAAAUAAAUAUACUGGAAUCACAAUCUAGACAUUAAAUGAACUAGUCUAACUUUAACUGUGAUGUUUAUGUAUUGUAUGAUGUUCUUUAAAGAUCUACAAUGGAAUCCACCAAAAAUAUACAAUUUAGAAGAUAUACCCAAAGUAAAAUCUGCAAGUAUUAUGUUUCAGCCCAAAUAUGUAUAGUGUUUAAAGUCAACAGGAGAGAUCCUUGGGGCAGUGAAAAUAUCAUAAUUUCUGGGGAAGUACACACUUUGCAUUUGGGUAGUUUUAUUACUCAUUAUAGAUCCCCAAAAUGUAUUGCAGCACCAUGUAUGCGGUUUAUUUUAUUGUUAUGUAAAUAUGUAUUUGGUUAAUUGUCCAUUACUUACAUUGUGUUGCAUAGAUCACAAGCUUUACAUCAUGUUUAAUAAAUGUAUUUUUUCAAACCUGUCUCCAGACCUAACAUCAUGAUAUCCCUGAUUUAUCAGUGGUGAGUUAAUCAGUGGCUCUGUCACUUUAAUUGAGACAUCUUUUCAAAGAACUCAAAUGCAAUGACUGAUGCUGUUGAUGGAUCCUGAAUGUUAGGGGUCAAGAACACAAACUGUCUUCUAGACUUUAGGAUCAAAAUAGUGCUCUUACCACUUUUAACAUGUGUCUCCCUUGCUCGGAAAUGUGUAUUGUAAAGUCUAAAGACUAUUCUAGGGAAUUAAAAAUAAGUAAAAUAAUGUACAUUAAGUUUUGAACGCAAUAUCCAUUGAUUCUUCCCUUCAUUCUCGUGAAUCUGAUACAUUUGAUAUUGAGUUGGGAUAUGACAUUUCUUCUCUAGAGCAUAAAUGAACGGAAAUCACAAUUUAAAUUGUCACCACAUUAUAUAUAAAGAAAAAAAAGAAAAGAAAAGCAUAUUAAUAGACCAUAGAAUAGAAAAAAAGAAUAGUACAUUAUUAGCUUCCGUUGCUUACUUUUGAUUUUAGCUACGAGGACAAAAGCAAAACUGUUUGCGGAAUAUAGUUAGAUGUCACUACAUACAUGUUCUGAAAGACAUUCAUGGAUUACUGUGAAUAUUAGAAAAUAUCUUUGUAUGUUACAGAUCUCUUCAGCCACUGUGGAAAAUGCUAGGGUUGUUCUACAAAUAGACAAUGCCAGGUUGGCCGCCGAUGACUUCAAGAACAAGUAAGCAAAUUAUAUAAUGAUCAUUAAGUUAAAAGGAUAUAAAUAAAUGACACAAAAUCGAAGGCUUUCUGAUAUCAUAGGCUCUGUAAUAUGACAGUAUUGAAAUUCUCUAUUGGAAAAUAUUACUUUAAAUUUAUUUUUACACAUUUAUUUUUACAUAGGUACGAGAUGGAACUCCGACUGAGGAACAAUGUUGAGGCAGAUGUAAGUGGUCUACGUAGAGUUCUAGAAGGCUUGAACUCAGAAAGAUGCGACCUUGAAGUCCAGGUGCAGAACCUUCAGGAAGAGCUGCAACAAAUGAAGAGAAACCAUGAAGAGGUAAUCAUGUGCUUAAAGUGAUCCUGCCAUGACAGUUAUAGGUUUGCAGUUUUCUAACCGACUGGCUUGACUCACAUUAUAAAAUGAGUGUUACUUCUCCUAAUAUUAUUAAACACCCAUAUUUUCUGUUUAUUUCCAUUACCACUGUCUUCUGCUGAGAUCAUCAAUCAUGUUUUCAGUGAGUAUUACACUUGCUGUAAGAUACAUUUAUCCUGCAUAACCCAGUUUGGGAAGCAAAGACUUGCUUUCCAUAGCUGGUUUAAAGUCCUAAGCACUUUAUUCUGUGUAAAUAAAACAUUUCUGUUCUCUUUCUCAAUUCUCAGAUUGUCUGUCCAGAGCUGCUGCAAUAAAUUAUUCUAGCUGUUUCUCUCCUCUCUCCAUGCUGGUGCUGCUUUGAGGGGGCCUGCCCCUCAUCCCUACUUUCCCUUGUAGGCAUUGCCUUACCUUAACAUGAAUUCAAGAAAGAGAUAUACACAGAUUAGGUUUUCCCUGAUAACAGAUAUGCAGAGCACCAUCUUCUUAUCUCUGUACAGAGUGAACUGACUGAGAGGAGGGAGGAAAGGCAAUUUUUGAACCUCUGAAUUUUUAUAAAUCUAGACAUUUGCUAGAAAUUCUGCUAGCACAAUGUAGAGAUGAAAUCUGAUUCACCAAGUAUAAUGAUCAAGAGAGUGUCAACUAAAAGAACUAUGAGAUUAAAAACCUUCAACUUUACAGAUCACAACUAGUUGUGUUACACGUAAAUACAUUAAAGGGACACUGUAGUCACUAUAACCACUUUGUCUCUUUGAAUUGGUUAUAGUGCCUGGAGUGACCUGGCACUGUCCCUCCAUUCAGUGUUGCACCAUGUUUGUGCAGUAUGCCACAAAAUAAGAGUACCUGGCCACCCACAGUCCGGCCCCUUCUGUAUGUGUAGCUAAGGCAGAGAUUACACACUUCCUUGUUGUCAUACCCAUUCAUACAGUCAGUUGGAGCUCUGACAGGUUAAAAGCAGUCAGCUGACACACUCAGCCAAUCACAGCUGCCCAUUGCCUCUCAGGGUAAUACUUCCUUAUUAGCCAAAGCAGCACUGAGGGGAUAGACUGCCGUGGACUCUUGUUUAGACAUUACAACAUUAAAAACGCUUUAAUGCUGAAAGAAAUGAUGGUACCAGGGGACUCCAUAUAUUAUAACCAGUUUAAUGAGAUGAAGGAGAUACAGUGCCUACGGUGUCCCUUUAAUUUAUCUUGAGUAUUGUGUUAAGAAGAUAAAAUUGAAUGCAAAUGUCCCAAACAUGCUUAAUCAUUAUCUAUUUUAUUUGUAUUUUAUAGGAAGUGAACUCUCUGCGUGCUCAGUUGGGUCAAAGAGUAAAUGUGGAAGUUGAUGCUGCUCCAUCCGUAGAUCUCAAUAGAUCAUUGUCUGAGAUACGAGAACAAUAUGAAAACCUGAUGGAUAGGAACCUGAGGGAAGUUGAGAACAUGUUCUUGCAAAGGGUAAAUAAGUUUCAGUUUUACUAGACUUUAGGAUUAACACUAAUACAAUAUUUUAUUUAAUAUAUGUUACAUUGAUUGAUUAUACUGUAAUUUAGAAAAUAACAUAUUGGAAAUUUGAUAAAUAAACCAUUUAAUCUUUACAUACAUAUUUAUGUAUAUUUAUACUAGUGCAUUUUAGUGACAAUAGAGUGGAAUGUGUGAAACCUACUAUCAUAAAGAUGGACAUGCUAUUACUUAGAUAUUCCUUAUAGCUACAGGUACUUAUUUUCAUACGUAGCCCAACGUCACUCAAACACUCAUGACCACUGGGAGUGGCAGAGAGACUUGUUUUCCUCUUCAUCAUUUUAUAACACACUAAUGAAGGGGUUAGGUUAUUGGCAACAGGCUAGUCCAUGGGGGAAGGAGUGAGGUUACUACUUGGAGACCACUUGGUCACUUUAGAACUUUGUGACAAAGGGUUUAAAACAUUUUCUAAAGGGUGUGGACCUUUGAGAACGAUAAGGGAGACUGGGUUAGAGUCUGCUUUUACUUCCAUGGCUGCGUCCCACUCAUGAUUUCUGUUAGUGAGGGGAACUUGAAAUGGAGACAUAGUCAUCUUUACUAAAUGCUAUAUUCUCUUUUUAUGUAUUCUGUAUCUGUUUUCACAGACUGAGGAGUUGAAUCGUGAAGUAAUUUCAGGUUCCGAGCAGUUGCAGUCUGUCCAAACUGAGGUAAUUGAGCUCAGACGUAGUGUCCAGACAUUGGAAAUUGAACUGCAAAGCCUACAAAGUAUGGUAAGUACAGAAAAUAAUCAUAAAAUACAAGAACUUUCAUUUUGCUAAACCAGCAGCAACAUUUUCAUAAUUUCUUCAAAAUAUUGUCAUUUAAGAAAUGUGCUCUGGAAGGCACAUUGGCAGAAACAGAAGCCAGUUACAGCUCCCAACUCUCCCAACUGCAAGGUAUGAUCAACAACGUUGAAUCUCAGCUGUCACAGAUCCGAUCUGACCUGGAGCACCAGAACCAUGAGUACAAAAUUCUCAUGGACCAAAAGACCCACCUGGAGCUGGAGAUUGCCACCUACAAACGCCUUCUAGAUGGACAUGACAUCCAGUACGUAGAUUUAUUUGUUAUGAUUUGGGCUUUCUAUAAAAACAUUUUUUUUAAAAAGCAUAUUGGUGCCACUGUCAUGUCCAGUAUAAAAAUAAUAUAACAACUAGUAUUCAUAUAGCGCCAUUUUCCCAGUGGGACUCAAAGCACGCUCUCGGAAUUAACCAAAUUAGCAGCUGAAUAGUAUUAGAUAUUAUUAUUACCCAAUUGAUGGUACUUAUUUUAUCAACCUCAGAAGGAUGAAGGGCUGAGUUGACCCUGCCAUGAUUUUAACCUGUGGCAUUGUACUCAGGGAACUUACCAACUGAGCUACCUCACCGAAUUAACUCUUUGUUCCUCUGUCUCUUGAAGUUUCAAGAUUAUGAUAUUAACAAUUUUACAGUUAUUUCAUUGGGUGUUGGGUUGGUUGUUCACCAUAGCACUAGUCAAAUUAUCAAUUUAGAAAGUACUUGUAUGCAAAUAUGGAUAUUAUCGAACAUUAACAGGUAACUCCAAGCACCAUGACUAAUUCAGUGAUUUGCUGGAUUUAAUUUUUGGUAUUCAUAUCUUUUUUAGUGUUUCUGGACAUAACUUUUCAAGUGGCAAAGAAGGUAAAGUAUUUUUUUGUCCCCAUUAAAAAUCAAUACAUGAAUUAAAAAUAAUAUUUUAUGCUUGUGUAUCAAUUUGAGCAGUCUUGCACCCAAACAUCAUAGCUUUCACGUAAAUGAAAUUGUUUAUUUAAACAUUGCUCUAACGUCUUGAUUUGAUACUUCUGGAUAAACGUUUUAAUUGAUAACAAUCUGCUAGAAAAACUGUUCAAAUGAUUUACCUACAAAAAAUGCCUUCUGAUACUCCUAUCCCAGGUUUACAAACUGCCUGUGAAUUGGAAAAAACUCAACAUUUACUUUUUUUCUUGACCUCUCACUUAAUUCACAUGCCAUUGUCACAAUGACACAUCUCAUUAUGCCUAUUUUAAUUGGUUUUUCUAACUUUGUCAUUAUACAUUGUCAUUUUUUGUUUUUACUAUCCAAAUAUCUGCAUGUUUAUUUAUAUGUAAAUAAAACACAUUUUUCAAAUCAUUUCAAAAUAAACAUAAAGUUAUGAAUGUUUUCUCUGUUUUUAGGGUCUCACCAUCACGCCACAAUUUCCCAUCAUACCUCAGAACAUGCCCAUCACACCAAAUAGAUGGGAGAACCAAACUAAUUGGAGCAGAGCAGGAAAUCUUCAUGCAUCUUCCUAAAAGCUGAUAAAUCUGUCUCUUUUAAUCUGUGUUUGAAUUUCUCUCCUAUUAAAUCAUCCCUUCUCUUUAUUUAGACAAAUUAAAGUUUUCUGCAUUUGCUUUGUGUAUCAUUUUCUCAAAUUAAAUCUAUCUGUUUCAUGCAAA